AUGUUAUAAACUACAUUAAUUAACACAACUUUUACUUAAUCCUUUCUCGUAAAUAAAUGCUUUUUGAUUUUUAUCCUCUUACAUAUAACUAGCUCUUAAACCCUGAUUUAUUCAGCAUUUACCACUACUACACUGUCUGAUUUCGAUAGUAAUAUAUUUUAUGAGUUUAGAUUGGAAUUUCUUAAAUAUAAGUCCUACUAGCAUAAUCACUCAAUGUGACUCAGAAUAAAUUAUAGGAGGAUAUCAAAGAUUUGCACAUCAGCAAGCUGCUACAAAAUUAUUACAAUUACCACCUCAUUAUAGAAUGAAAAUAUCUUUGACCCUUUAUAUGUAAGCUGUUUAUCUAGCCUAGAAUCGAUACAUGGGAUAACGGUGAAUUCUUCAAAGUAUUUGUAGAUCAACUGUUAGUGUACAAUGUCGAAUAUACAAGAUUUAUGGGCACAUAGCAGGUAUGUGGAUAAGGACACUUCGAUUCAAUUCAUUAAAUAUCGAUGGAGCUCAAUCAUACAGGAUUGACAGCUUUCAUCUACUUAACUAGUAAUUUGAAUGAAGACUUUUUGGAUGUAUGACAAUUCAUAAAUAAAGGAAUCUUGGGGCUUCAAGAAUUUCAGACUCCUUCUUUUCCUGUGUCCCCCAGAAUGCCUUGCUUGUAGUAGUCUAGAUAGGGAUGUUGAUUGUAUCACAUGGACACUAGUUCAUUCCUCCUAUACGGAGUUGAUUUUUGCCAACUUUAUUACAGAUGGAUGGACUAUUAUAAAUGGAGAUCAGAAUAAAUAGCAAUGUAUGAGUAAGAGAUUGGUAUUUCAUUUUAGCGAUUCCUACUAUAUGUGGGAAAGGCGUGUGUGGAUAAAAUACUCAACUAAUAUUGAAUUUAUAGGACUUGCCAGCCCAUUCAGAAAUGAAAGUAAAACUAAAGUAUCUCAGGAUUGGAAGUUGGGGAUGGGAAGAUAUGUUUAAUACAACGGUUGGUGGAAAUGUAAUAUGGAAUUCGUCACUAACCUCACUGCCUAAUUAUUUAUAUGGAAUCUGUGAUUUAACUUCCUAAGAUGUAUUUAUUAAUAUAGAUAUGACAUUUCCUCAUUAUGCAAUAGAUUCCACAGUUAUUAUUUUAAAUAAGUUGAAUGGACCAUUUUCAGAUGAAUCUUUUGGAGCAAGAGAUAUUUAAAUUCUUAUUAGUAUAAAAAGAAUAUUAAGUUAGAAAGAACGACAAUAUGUGGUGACAAGGUUGUUGAUUUAUAAGAAGAAUGCGAUGAUGGCAAUUCGUUUCCAUUUGAUGGUUGCUUUGGCUGUAUGUUUUCAUGCGUAGAUGGAUGUUCAGUCUGUUAAGAUAUGAUCUGUCUUGGUUGUUUAUAGGGAUGGACUUAUUUAGAAUAUGAAUUUAGGUGUGAAAAACAGGUGAAUUAGGAAUUUUCUUGCAAUAAUUAUUCAAUUUAAUGCAUUGAUCAUUGUUUAUAAUUUAAUUCUGGCAUUUCCUAAGUAUGUGAGGACAACUAUUAAUUGGAAAAUAAUUAUUGUCUCUAAGUUGACAAAAUGAAUUUAUGUUAAGCAUAAUGUUAGAUUUGUAUAGACAAUAUUUGUUAUAAAUGUUACCCUGGAUAAAUUUUAAUAUUAGGUAACUGUCAAGAUAUUUGUGGAGAUUAAAUAUCUCCUUACACACUUGAGGAAUGUGUUUGUGAUCUAAAUUGUGAGGAAUGCAUAAAUAACAUUUGUUAUUCAUGCAAGAGCAAUUUAAAAUUACUUGAUAACGAAUGCAUUGGUACUUGUGGGGAUCUUGUAGUUUAAGAAUCGGAAGAUUGUGAUGACGGUAAUGAUAUCGAAUUUGAUGGUUGUUUCUAUUGCCGUUAUUCUUGUCCAAUAGGAUGUAUUAACUGCGAAAAAGGAAAAUGUCUAGAUUUAUGUUUGCCAGGGUUUUAUUUUAUGAAUAAAGUCUGUUCUCCAAUUUGUGGUGAUUCCAUCAUAGCAGGCAAUGAAUAAUGUGAAGAUAAUAAUACAUAAGAAUAUGACGGGUGCUAUCUAUGUAAAUUUUCAUGUCCUCUGAAUUGUUAUGAAUGCAUUGAUGGCACUUGCUUUAAUUGUAAUAUUGGAUUUUAAUUAAUUGAAAAUUAAUGCUCAAAUGUAUGUGGAGAUGGACUUUUGUCAGUUGAAGAACAAUGUGAUGAUGGAAAUCAAGAUAGUGGAGAUGGAUGCACUAAAACAUGUUAAGUGGAAAUUGAUUGGAUCUGCGAUUAAGGGAAAUAUUGCACAUUUGUUAAGUACCCAUAGCUUAUGUGCGGAUUUAUCGAGCAGAAAAAUUAAUACUAAUAUGUUAGAAUUAAAUUCUCUUAGGGUGUUUAAUUACUUUCUGAUAUUGUAUUUUAAGAUGCCAUAGAACUUUCAAUUAUUGAUUUGAAUGAAACAGAUUAUAAUAUUACCAUUAUAGAAGUUCAAUCUGCUUAGUAUUAAGUUAUAUUAGAUGUAGAAUACAUUUUAUAAAUUGAGAUCUUUACUAAUUAACUUUAGUAUCCAAUAUUAACAGUCAAAUUAAAUGAAUAAUUAUACAAUGAUAAUUUAGCCCCUCUAGUAAAUACGGUGGAUUAUUUUUAAUUAAAAUAACCUAAUUAUAUAACAGGUUAAUAGGUUAAAAUUGCUCAAACUGUUUAAUUGGUUAGCAAAGUAUCGUUUCUAUCUAUAUAUGCUUUAUCAAUUAUUUUAAUUAUCUUAGGAAAUGCACUCUCAUUUUGGGGAAUACUGGAUGCCCUUUAGCAGCAAUCAUAUCUCAAAUUCAUCAAUGUCUUAUAUCCUUAAACUUUAAUUAUUUAUUUUUAAUCAACCGAAAUGAUAUCAAUGUAAUCAUUGUUAGAUAGCUUCACAAAUUUAAGCCAGAAGGCAUCAUUACUUUCAUUUCCAUAUAUAGAAUCAUAUGAAAAAUUUUUAUUUUACUAAGUAAAUGCAAAUAUUGCAGAGGGAUUUAGAGCAGAAAUUCUAGUAUUCUUAGCCUUACUUUGUUUAUAUAUAAGUAGUUUAUUUUUGGAGAGAGUUAUUUCAAUCUUGGAAAUGAGUCCACUUUUAUAACGUUUUCCAAAUUUUAUUCGGUUUUUACAAAGCCAUUAAAGAAAACUCAAUAAAAAAAUUAAAAAAUUUGACAGAAGUCUUAUCCAAAGUACUUUGCUAGCUUGUAGUUGGGACCUUAUUUUUAUGGCAAUGCUUGAAAUAUCCUCCAACCAUGAUUUUUCUUAUUAUAGAUCUUAUGUCCGUCUAGCCAUUACUUUUAUAAUAUUAAUCAUAAUUUUCAAUUUAAUCUUAUAGUAAAUGUCUGCAGUAAUUAAUUGGAAAAAAUAAAAUCUAGACCAAUAUUGGUUUCAAAAAUAACCCUUUUUUCUAUUGAUAAAAAAGAUUUUAAUUGUAUCAGUGCUUGUAUUUUAUUAGCGUGAGCAAAUACUAUAAACUUUACUUAUGACUUUAAUCAAUGGAACCUACUUAAUUUAUGUAAUUAACAUGAAGACUGAGAAAGUAUUUGAAAUUAAAAUCAAAAAUAUAAUCAUGGAAGCAUCCCUAACAUUAUUUACGGCAUCGACAAUUGUAAAUUGGGAUAUUUUGUAACGAUACUUUGGAUAUAACUUUAUAAUCAUAAUAGGUUGGAUUUAAAUGUUUCUUUUGGUAGGUGUUCUUAUUUCAUACAUGUUUUUCGAGCUUUAUGAUUUUAUCAAAUUAAUCAAAAAUAAAAUUACAAAAAUGAUUGAAAAAAGAAAUCGUAAAGUUAAAUCUAAUGAAGAGAAGCAAUUAUAAAAUUAAGGAAAUUAACUAUAAAAGGAAAUUAUCUAACCUCAAAAAACUAUAUUUGCAAGAGUGGAAUUUGUUUAUCAAAUACAAAUAAAAAAUUGA
Paramecium octaurelia is the source of this 3861-nucleotide messenger RNA. The record is from the annotation of a GenBank genome assembly. NCBI's taxonomy places the organism in Eukaryota, Ciliophora, Oligohymenophorea, Peniculida, Parameciidae.